CAUAAGAUGAAAUCGGUUCUUAUCCAAUUUCUGCUCCACUGAUCGAAGCUCCUAUGGCUGCCGCCUCCGCCGCUUCCCUCGCCGCCGGUUUCUCCGCCGUAUCCAUCAAUCGCCGCUGUCAUUGGCCGUCUGUGUGUCCGACACGCCAUUUCGAAGCCUCGAGCUUAAAAUCCCCCCUCUCGAUCCUUUCCACGCGGCUUGACAAAUCCCCUCCACCUAAGGCGAAUUCCGCCGACAUCGACACUUCAUUUUUCGACACCUCCGAUCCCGAGGAGGUCUCCGAAUUCAAUCCUCCCGAACGGCCGGAGAACUUCGUCGCGCCUCCGUCGUUCGACGAAGGUCCACUGGAAUCGGAGGAGGAAAUCGCCGCAGCAUAUGAGGAACUCUACGGUCCUGUUUACAGUGGAGAGAGUUACUUAGGGAACGAUGUUUUCGUUAUGGAUUCUAAGGUGAAGAAAACGACCGGAUUCGGAUCGAAAAACAAGAAGGAGAAAGUGAGAGACGGAUUCGAGGAGAGAGUGGUGCAAGUUCGGAGAGUUACCAAAGUGGUGAAGGGAGGUAAGCAGCUGCAUUUCAGAGCGGUUGUGGUGGUCGGCGAUAAGCAGGGCAACGUCGGAGUCGGCGUCGCUAAGGCGAAGGAAGUUGUGGUUGCGGUGCAGAAAUCGGCGGUGAAUGCACGCCGGAAUAUAAUCACCGUACCCAUGACCAAAUACAAGACUUUUCCUCACAGAUCAGAGGCAGCCUACGGGGCAGCGAAAGUGAUGCUGAGGCCAGCUUCUCCUGGUACGGGUGUGAUUGCUGGCGGUGCAGUGAGGAUCGUGCUGGAAAUGGCGGGUGUGGAGAAUGCUCUGGGGAAGCAGCUCGGCAGCGACAACGCACUCAACAAUGCAAGAGCCACGGUAGCAGCGGUGCAGCAGAUGAGGCAAUUCCGGGAAGUCGCUGAAGAGCGGGGCAUCCCCAUGGAAGAAAUGUGGAAAUGAUUAGGUUAGAUUAGAUUCUUUCGUUGCACAUUAUUUUUGUAGAGAACUAUAUGUUGUUGCUGUUGUUUUUUGAAGUAAAAGAAUGUAAGUUCUCCGGUUUAAAGUUAAUGUAAAACAAAGAUAAUUGUCUA
Andrographis paniculata is the source of this 1111-nucleotide messenger RNA. Its product is annotated as 30S ribosomal protein S5, chloroplastic. The record is from RefSeq and is a predicted model, not a curated record. The transcript has 2 exons. Gene Ontology annotation, cellular component: ribosome; small ribosomal subunit. Gene Ontology annotation, molecular function: structural constituent of ribosome; RNA binding. Bases 54 to 980 code for a protein of 308 amino acids. Lineage: Eukaryota; Viridiplantae; Streptophyta; Magnoliopsida; Lamiales; Acanthaceae. Gene Ontology annotation, biological process: translation.